AUGGAGAGAACUACGAUAACAACGAUACUUAAUCUCGCACCUCUUAAACUCCCCUCGACCUCACAGACCGCCGACCUCCAACAUCUGCAUGCAUUGAUGCAUCUCCUCCACCAUCGAAACCACAAUCAACACCGUCGGACCACUUGGUAUCGUCAUUUCAACAGCUUUCGCCGUCACCUAGGGACAGUGCUUGAACAUUUGACGACCCUCGAACACGUACCCACGACGAAUCUUGCUCGGCACAAGAAGAAAGCCGAAGACGAGGCUUCACGGCUCAGGGUACAGCAAACAGUGUCGUUUUGGCGAGACGUGCUGAUCCCAAAAGCACAACAUGCUUUUGGGCAACUGAUAGCCGAUGGACGCUUUGCAGUGCUCGGUGUGGUGUUGAUGGCAAUCUUAGGACAUGUGUGUAGGGUCUUUGGAUUGAUUUCUGUCUACGACGAGCUAGGUGAGGAGGAGACGAGAAGAGCUAUCGAGGAGUUCGCUGCCGAGGAGUGGGGCGACGCUGAGGGGAUGGGCGUCCUUGUGCCACGCGAAGCAGAAAAGAACGAAGAUUUUGGCGAAGUCUUGACGAGAGAAGACAGCGUGGACACGGAGGACGCGAUAAAGACCAAGGCCAGGGCUACGGAGAAAGAGCUAAGGAUGACCGAAAGUGCUUCACCAUCAAAGACAUCGAAGAAGACCCCCUCGCGGGAUUCGUCUACAUCGACGACGAGUUCGAAGCUCAUGAAGAAGAGGCCGAAAGACGAGGGCACGGGCAGUGCUGUAAGACCGAUCAAAAAGAAGAAAAAGAAGAACGCUAUCGACGAUCUGUUUGCUGGGCUGUAG
Messenger RNA from Aureobasidium namibiae CBS 147.97, 828 nucleotides. RefSeq lists its product as uncharacterized. Gene Ontology annotation, molecular function: rRNA primary transcript binding. The coding region runs from base 1 to 828 and encodes 275 amino acids. Gene Ontology annotation, cellular component: ribonuclease MRP complex. The transcript has 2 exons. NCBI's taxonomy places the organism in Eukaryota, Fungi, Ascomycota, Dothideomycetes, Dothideales, Saccotheciaceae. The record is from RefSeq and is a predicted model, not a curated record. Gene Ontology annotation, biological process: maturation of 5.8S rRNA from tricistronic rRNA transcript (SSU-rRNA, 5.8S rRNA, LSU-rRNA); nuclear-transcribed mRNA catabolic process, RNase MRP-dependent.